Molecule: messenger RNA, 3947 nt
Organism: Equus quagga
Lineage: Eukaryota; Metazoa; Chordata; Mammalia; Perissodactyla; Equidae
Gene: SEMA6B
Product: semaphorin 6B
Exons: 17
Coding region: 219-2966 (915 amino acids)
Biological process (GO): positive regulation of cell migration; negative chemotaxis; semaphorin-plexin signaling pathway
Molecular function (GO): chemorepellent activity; semaphorin receptor binding
Source: RefSeq, a predicted model, not a curated record
GGAGGAAGCCGUGCCGGGCCACGCAGGGCCUUCCUGUUUUGGGCCCCGAGUCCUCAGAGGCAGGCGCUCCGGGGCCAAAGUUCCCGCACCGCCCUCGCCUCCCCGGGGCGCACCCCCAGGGCCCCAGGUCGGGGCAAGGGCUCCGAGAUGUCCUUGCUGCUCCGACGGGGAAACUGAGGCAUGGGGCUCGCCAGAGACUUCCCGGAUGGACGAGGCUGAUGCGUUCUUAUUUGGCACCUCCGGGCUGCCCCCCCUUCUGGAAGGGGCGUGGAGGGCUGGGUACCAGCGGGUGUCCCCUCCGGUCGCCCGGCCUCGCCAUGCGGACCCCCCGAGCGCCCCCUCCCCGCCCGGCGCUGCUGCUCCUACUGCUCCUGGGGGGCGCCCACGGCCUCUUCCCUGAGGAGUCGCCGCCGCUCAGCAUCGCCCCCAGGGACUACCUGAACCACUACCCCGUGUUCGUGGGCAGCGGGCCGGGCCGCCUGACCCCCGCAGAGGGCUCUGAGGACCUCAACAUCCAGCGCGUCCUGCGGGUCAACAGGACGCUGUUCAUUGGGGACAGGGACAACCUGUACCGGGUGGAGCUGGAGCCCCCCACGUCCUCGGAGCUGCGAUACCAGCGGAAGCUGACCUGGCGCUCCAACCCCAGCGACAUCAACGUGUGUCGGAUGAAGGGCAAGCAGGAGGGCGAGUGUCGAAACUUCGUGAAGGUGCUGCUGCUUCGGGACGAAUCCACGCUGUUCGUGUGCGGAUCCAAUGCGUUCAACCCCGUCUGUGCCAACUACAGCAUGGACACGCUGCAGCCCCUCGGGGACAACAUCAGCGGCAUGGCCCGCUGCCCGUACGACCCCAAGCACGCCAACGUGGCCCUCUUCUCUGAAGGGAUGCUCUUCACGGCCACUGUCACCGACUUCCUAGCCAUCGACGCCGUCAUCUACCGCAGCCUCGGGGACCGGCCCACUCUGCGCACCGUGAAACAUGACUCCAAGUGGUUCAAAGAGCCCUACUUCGUCCAUGCGGUGGAGUGGGGCAGCCACAUCUACUUCUUUUUCCGGGAGAUCGCGAUGGAGUUUAACUUUCUGGAGAAGGUGGUGGUGUCGCGCGUGGCCCGUGUGUGCAAGAACGACGUGGGCGGCUCCCCGCGCGUGCUGGAGAAGCAGUGGACGUCCUUCCUGAAGGCGAGGCUCAACUGCUCGGUGCCCGGCGACUCCCACUUCUACUUCAACGUGCUGCAGGCCGUCACGGGCGUGGUCAGCCUGGGCGGCCGGCCUGUGGUCCUCGCCGUCUUCUCCACCCCCAGCAACAGCAUCCCCGGCUCAGCCGUCUGCGCCUUUGACAUGACGCAGGUGGCCGCCGUGUUCGAAGGCCGCUUCCGCGAGCAGAAGUCCCCGGAGUCCAUCUGGACGCCGGUGCCCGAGGACCAGGUGCCGCGGCCCCGGCCCGGCUGCUGCGCGGCUCCCGGCAUGCAGUACAACGCGUCCAGCGCCUUCCCCGACGACAUCCUCAGCUUCGUCAAGACCCACCCCCUGAUGGACGAGGCCGUGCCCUCACUGGGCCAGGGGCCCUGGAUCGUACGCACCCUCAUGCGGCACCAGCUGACGCGCGUGGCCGUGGACGUGGCCGCCGGGCCCUGGGGCAACGAGACCGUGGUCUUCCUGGGCUCCGAGGCGGGCACCGUCCUCAAGUUCCUCGUGUGGCCCAACGCCAGCACCCCGGGUGCCACUGGGCCCAGCGUCCUCCUGGAGGAGUUCGAGACCUACCGGCCCGACAGGUGCGGACGAACCAGCGGCAGCGAGACGGGGCAGCGGCUGCUGAGCCUGGAGCUGGACGUGGCCUCGGGUGGCCUGCUGGCAGCCUUCCCCCGCUGUGUGGUCCGGGUACCCGUGGCCCGCUGCCAGCAGUACUCGGGGUGCAUGAAGAACUGUAUCGGCAGCCAGGACCCCUACUGCGGGUGGGUCCCCGACGGCGCCUGCGUCUUCCUGAGCCCCGGCACCAGAGCCCCCUUCGAGCAGGACGUAUCCGGGGCCAGCACGGCAGGCUUAGGGGACUGCACGGGGCUCCUGCGGGCCAGCCUCUCGGAGGAGCGCGCCGGGCUGGUGUCGGUGAACCUGCUGGUGACGUCGUCGGUGGCGGCCUUCGUGGUGGGCGCCGUGGUGUCCGGCUUCAGCGUGGGCUGGUACGUGGGCCUCCGCGAGCGGCGCGAGCUGGCCCGUCGCAAGGACAAGGAGGCCAUCCUGGCGCACGGGGGCGGCGAGGCCGUGCUGAGCGUGAGCCGACUGGGCGAGCGGCGGGCGGGCGGCCCCGGGGGCCGGGGCGGCGUUGGGGGCGCCGGGGGGCCCCCCGAGGCCCUGCUGGCCCCGCUCAUGCAGAACGGCUGGGCCAAGGCCACGCUGCUGCAGGGCGGCCCCCACGACCUGGACUCGGGGCUGCUGCCCACGCCCGAGCAGACGCCGCUGCCGCAGAAGCGCCUGCCCACCCCGCACCCCCACGCGCUGGGCCCCCGCACCUGGGAGCACGGCCACCCCCUGCUCCCCGCCUCCGCCUCGUCCUCCCUCCUGCUGCUGGCCCCCGCCCGGGCCCCCGAGCAGCCCCCCGCGCCCGGCGACCCGAUCCCCGAUCCCCGCCUCUAUGCCACCCGGCCCGGCCGGGCCUCCCACGGCGACUUCCCGCUCACCCCCCAUGCCAGCCCGGACCGCCGGCGGGUGGUGUCAGCGCCCACGGGCCCCUUGGACCCAAGCUCAGCCGCCGACAGCCUCCCGCGGCCCUGGAGCCCGCCGCCCACGGGCAGCCUCCGGAGGCCGGGUCCCCACGCCCCGCCGGCUGCCGCCCUGCGCCGCACACACACUUUCAACAGCGGCGAGGGCCGGCCUGGGGACCGCCACCGCGGCCGCCACAUCCGGCCCGGCACGGACUUGGCCCACCUGCUGUCCUACGGGGGGCCGGACAGGACUGCGCCCCCCGUGCCCUAGGCCGGGGUCCCCGGACGCCUCAGCGGUGCCAGCCACGGGAACCUAGGACGGGGGCCCGGCUCCGAGUGGGUGCUCCGGCCCCCCGACCCCAGCCGCGGGGGAGGCCCCCUCCGCCGCACGGAAGCACAACGAGCCCGGCCCCCCACCUGCUUGCGGCCGCAGGACACUGAGGCAGUUUGAGGGGGGGCGGUGGGCGGGAGGAACGUGCCACGAUUUGCGGGUGACCUUCUGCGCGUGGGUUUUGGUUUGUUUUCGAUUUGCGUUUCUUUUGCUGUUUUCUACUCAAUUGCACAAGUCCGUUCUCGGGGCUGCGGCCCGGGGGGCUUGGAGGCGGUGGGAUGGGGAGAGGGGGCCGCAGCCGCAGACCCGAGGCCCCUCCCCGCCUCCCCCCGCCCCCGAAAAGUCCCUCCUUCCCCCAGGCUCCUGGCGUGUGUGGGUGUGUGUGCGUGUGCAUGCUGUGUUCGUGUGCAAGGGGCCGGGAAGGGGAGGGUGGCGUGUGCGUGUGUGUGCGCCCGCGAGGGCUGCUGCCGGCGUGUGCGUGGGGCGGGCCACGCGUGCGCGUGCGGUGUGCGCGUGUCUGUGUGCGACUGCGGUGGCCCCAGCGGCCUGGGCGUCGCUGAGCUGACGCCGGGGCUUCCAGAAGGCCGGGGGGCCGUCGAGGUGCCGGUUCGAAGUCGCAGGGGGAGCUGGGGACGGGGGUUCAGGCGGGGGGGCUGGGAGGGCCUGCCCGAAAGUCACUGUGGCAGCAGCUGUCUAAAGGGCUCGGCGGUCUCGGGGUGGGGGGGCGGCCAAGGCGGGCGGGCCCCCCUGUAAAUACGGCCCCAGGGUGGUCAGAGGGUCCCACGCCACCUGUCCCCUUGUGACCUCCCCCUUUGACCUCCAGCUGACCAUGCAUGCCAGCUGAGUGGCCGGCUGAGCCCUGGCUCCUCUCUGGAGUCUGCCUCCCCCACCCCCUCCCCGUCAAUAAAACUGUUUACAACC